Molecule: messenger RNA, 540 nt
Organism: Rosa rugosa (rugosa rose)
Lineage: Eukaryota; Viridiplantae; Streptophyta; Magnoliopsida; Rosales; Rosaceae
Product: dirigent protein 21-like
Exons: 1
Source: RefSeq, a predicted model, not a curated record
CUUGGGAUCAAGCAAGAGAAGCUAAGCCACCUCCACUUCUACUUCCACGAUAUCGCCAGCGGUCCCAACCCAACUUCCAUCUGGGUUGCCCGAGCACCCACGUCUAGCAAAUCUCCGACGCUGUUUGGCUCUGUAGCUAUGAUCGAUGAUGCGUUAACUAUCGGCCCCAAAAGGAGCUCCAAAGUUGUGGGAAGGGCACAAGGGUUUUAUGCAUCUGCCUCACAAAGUGAAAAUGCUUUGAUGGUGACCAUGAACUUGGCUUUCACCGAAGGGAAGUUUAAUGGCAGCAGUCUUACUGUUGUGGGACGAAACCCUGUGGUUGAAGCUGUAAGAGAGAUGCCUAUAAUCGGUGGAAGUGGAGUUUUUCGGUUUUCUAGGGGAUAUGUUCAGGCCAAGACUAUCAGGUUCAAUGCAACAACCGGAGAUGCUGUUGUUGAAUAUAAUGUGUUUGUGUUCCAUUAUUGAUCAACUUGUUCUUGCCGCUUAAUUAAUCUGUUUUUUUUUUUUUAAUUCUCUCUGGACAAGAAUAUUCUUCCUCGA